This is a messenger RNA of Saxophila tyrrhenica, 3927 nucleotides long. RefSeq lists its product as uncharacterized. Gene Ontology annotation, biological process: regulation of DNA-templated transcription. The coding region runs from base 1 to 3927 and encodes 1308 amino acids. The record is from RefSeq and is a predicted model, not a curated record. NCBI's taxonomy places the organism in Eukaryota, Fungi, Ascomycota, Dothideomycetes, Mycosphaerellales, Extremaceae. The transcript has 3 exons. Gene Ontology annotation, molecular function: sequence-specific DNA binding.
AUGGCGGACGACGGUAGCGACCACGCGCCGGAUCCCGACGAGCGAGAAUCCAGCUCGGACGAUGAGCAUCAGCAUUCACGCCCCAGUCGACCGCCAGCGCCGUCACCAGCCCCAAGCCUGCCUCCUCGUCGCACGCUCAGGUCGAGGGCUGGCACCACUGCCACGUCCAGACCCACGACGCAAGACGGUAACACUGAUACGAGACCGUUGACCGUGUCAAGAGCGGGUGCGCGCCAGCAGACCUCUUCGCCGGACCCAAGUCUGGCUCCAAGUCUACGCCCAAGCCUCAAAUUCCGGCUCAUAGCAAGCAAUACCACGACGUCGAGACCUCAGACACGGGACGGCGGCGACAAUGAUAAAAGACCUAUGACCGCAUCGAGCGCAGACGAGCGCGAGCAACCGCCCGCGAAGAAGGCCAAGUUUGUGUUGAGCACCGGAAACGACACUUCAGACCCACCACUUGCCAUUCCUGGCCAGAAAUUAUGCUCCAAUCGCAACUUCGAUCACCCCCUAGGCAAUUUUGAAGGCCCAGGGCCGAACGGUCGUCUUUGCGAGACUGAUUACAACCGAUACCGACAAGCUCGUAGAACGGCUGAAGCAUCGGGGCAACCCAUCAAGGACGACUGGGCACUCACUGGACCUUCUCGGAAAACCACGAAAGAUCCCGGCUUCAAGGCGACCGACCCCUGUGCCAACACGAAUUUUCCACACGAAAUUGGGACAAAAUCGCACCCAUUACCGAGCGGUGGCCGUCUCUGCGACGCUGACUACCAACGACGCCAGAGAGCUUCCAAGAAGGCGCAAGACUCAGGUCAAUCUCUCACAAACGACUGGGCGCUCACUGGACCCUUUACACAACGGAAGCAACACACGCAGCGUACACUCCCAAAGUGGAAGGCGACGGACCUGUGUGCCAACACGAAUUACCCACAUGAGAUUGGCCUAAAUUCAAAGCCAACCACGAGCGGCCGCAUGUGCAACACUGACUACCAACGAUGGCUUGCCGCUCGAAGGGAUGCGGAGGUCUUAGGUCGACCUCUCAAGAACGACUGGGUGCUCACUGAACUUCGCCACAAGCCCUUCUGGACUGGGAAAUGGACUGAGCCGUGUUCUAACACGAAUUUCCCGCAUGAGGUUGGCGCAAAAUCGGAGUCAGGACCGAGCGGCCGUCUCUGCCAACCUGAUGCCUCUCGAUAUAGGAAGGCUCUCAAAAAGGCACGGAACUCUGGUCAACCUCUCAAGAACGACUGGGCGCUCACUGGACCUAUCAGGAGGAAACCGGGCCACGAGAGAGCUGGCGACCUUAGCGAUGCGUCAAGUGAAGCAAGUGAUCCGAGCGAUUCGUCGAGUGAAGGAAGUGCUGCAAGCGACUACGAAAUGACCUGUGUUGAUUGCGAGAGGUUGGAGUCGCAAGGGUGGGAGGUGUGCGAGAACGGAGCGGUGUUGUGUCAGGCUUGCGCCAGACGACGCAGGAUUCCAACAGCCAGACGCAUGAGACUUUCCCAGAUUCCACAGCGUGGAUACCAAUCUCAUACCGCACUUCGUCAUCUUGCAUACCGCAGUUGGCGCGAACUGAACCCUGUUGGACCUUCGGAGUCGAUGCCACAGCCGACAUUUGCGACCACAGACUAUUGGUCUGCGAGCCCUCAAGAGCUUGCAGAGAUGAUUAUGAGGCGAAGGGGGGAUUCUUCAACGCGCUUCAGGGGCACUAUGGAUUCGCGUGAGGCCAGGAACUGGUUGCAGAUUGACGAUGCAUGCGAUGGUCUGCUACCGCGACCAGAUCCUGCGCAAAGCGACAUAUUGCAUGACAAGCAAGUAGUCGAUCUUGAAGCUAUGUGCAAGGCCAAGGGCAUGAAACUCGGCAGGAACACAACGAAACAGGACAUGCUCAAAUGGCUAUCGACUCAUCAGCGGCAGCCUUCAGACUUCAUGCAGCAGAUCGAUCCAGACAAGCUGGCCGCCUUGACGACUGCAAUGCAGUUGUUCUUCGACUCACUGCCUCGGGAUCUUACAGCGCAAGCUACUCGUGGACACAGUCUCGUGGCGUCCAGCGCUGCAGUACUGGAGGAUCUGCAGCAAACCAUCUUGCAAGGCUUCGCUCCUGUGUGGACUGAUUCAGCGGGACUACUCUGCGGCCUUGAGGCGCUUCGCACCGCUCUGUUCGCCUUCCACCGCGCCGACUUCCCACAUUCCCCAUUGUCGAACGUCAUGAUCGAAGGCUUGCGCUUGAUGCGCCUUCUCUAUACCAAUGCCGACGAUCCUACUCCACCAGGCGACGAUCCCACCCAUCGGGUAGGAAUGCCAACUCCAGCGUACGAGCAGUACAUCCGCGACACGGCAACGACCCAAGACGAAGCAGUGCUGAAUGACCGAUACACUGAGAUGACCCAGAUGUACAAUCUUGAUAUCGCGCAACUCGGAGCUAUGGUGCAUCUUGCACACCGAGAAGGGCUCAUUGAGCAUGACCUGAACAUUGGUGUUGUUCGAAGUGCGUACAUCAAUGAACAAGGUAAUGUGGUUCCAGCCUUUGCGAGCAUCGAAUACGAAGGCAACGAGCAGGCUCCAAUCAUUUGGCUACAUCUCAACUUGGCAGCUGGCCAGGGUCAGUACAACCACUGGGAAGCGUUCUCGAAUUAUUGCAACCCAGAGGAUGCGGAUAUUGUGCACGACUGGGGUCUUCUUCAUCUUGGAGACACGCUGGACACAACGACACUGGAGCUGACCAGAGCGCGAUACCGUGAGCAGCACCAUUGGAAGCACGGCAAAUACACAGCAGUUCGUGCUUGCCACGAGUGCCGCAAGUACGAUCGAACCCGCACUUGCUUCCCAGUGCCUGGUGUUCAGCAUUGCAGGAACUGUUUUCACAAUCCGGACGGCUGCAUCUACGACGAAGGCACUCGCCCUCGAGACCUGUGGACGUCCGCCAGUCUGAUCCCAAUCGGUGGCCUGAGACCCUGGGACACGCCGUUGUCAUGGAACGACCAAGUGCAAGCCAUGAAGAACACACAACUACACCUGCCCGACCCAGAGCCAGAAGGCAUACACUUCGUUGGCAUAGGCUCUGCGCGCCAAUCAAGGAGAGGAGGGCCGGGCGAAGUCCUGAACAUAAUGCAGGAUCUUGCCAUCAGUCUCCACACCUACGACAACAAGAUCAACGACCCCCAGAUUGUGCAUCUGCCGGAGGGACAGCGACCAGGCGGUCCUGGGGUGCCGAUGAGGAAGUAUCGUAUGGUCUUUGCUCGCAACGGCUCGAUGGCGCUCCCAACGCACACCGGCAACCUGCAAGAUCCUACCUUGAUCGGUAUUGUCAACUUCAUCAACCACAUCACAGACCCUGCCAAUCUGAACCAACCGAUCGAGACGCAUUGGUUCCUCAUGGGAUACGCUGGCUAUGGUGUGGACAUCACGAGAUGGGGAGACAGGCAACAAGGAUUCUUCGCCCAUGUACUCUCACGCAGCCCGGCAGUCGCCAACAGCAUGUACCUCGUCCCUGCUGUCGAGCGUCAUGUCGUCUCUGCAGUCUCGCCAACAUCCAUCAACCCCAACAUGCCACCACAUGGAGUGAUGGUGAGCGACGUGAAGUUCGUGACGAAAUACUUGUUGGCCUACGUUAUCGACCGCCACGAGCAGCUUCAAAACAUCGCGUCCAGGUACAACCUCAACUUUCUGGACAUGAUGAUGCAUCUCACCGGUCUGGGCCCCCCAAACGGGAUUCCCCCGAACGUGAUCCCUCCGAACGUAUCAGUAUACGACUUCGUCUGGCCACCUGGAUACGGUGGAGCGGCAGAGGCUGCAAGGCUGGAUCGGCUGAUUAUGGCGAUGCACAUGGAGAUGGCCUGGCGUGUGGAGUGGUUGGAUGGCAUGACUAGACCGAGGGAAGUGUUCAUGCAUGCAAACAACGUGAACCGCAACGGAGUCAUGCAGUGA